CACAAUUCAGAGGCUGCUGCCUGCCUGGGAGGUUGUAGGAAGCUCUGCAGGUUUUCUCUGUGUGUCCUACAGGGCUCCCAGAGCCAGGUCCCUGUUUGAUGGCAGUUAUGAAAAAAUACCUCCUCCCUAUCCUGGUGCUCUUCCUGGGCUACUACUAUUCUACAGAUGAAGAGUUCAGACCAGAAAUGCUCCAGGGGAAGAAAGUGAUUGUCACCGGGGCCAGCAAAGGGAUUGGAAGAGAAAUGGCAUAUCAUCUGUCGAAAAUGGGAGCCCAUGUGGUAUUGACUGCAAGGUCAGAGGAAGGUCUCCAGAAGGUGGUGUCUCGCUGCCUUGAACUCGGGGCAGCCUCUGCUCACUCCAUUGCUGGCACUAUGGAAGACAUGACAUUUGCGGAGCAAUUUGUUGUCAAGGCAGGAAAGCUCAUGGGUGGACUGGACAUGCUCAUUCUCAACCACAUCACUCAGACCUCUAUGUCCCUCUUCCAUGAGGAUGUCCACUCCUUGCGAAGAGUCAUGGAGGUCAACUUCCUCAGCUACGUGGUCCUGACCACAACUGCCUUGCCCAUGCUGAAGCACAGCAAUGGUAGCAUUGCCGUCAUCUCUUCCUUGGCUGGGAAGAUGAGCCUGCCUCUGAUUGCUUCCUACUCUGCAAGCAAGUUUGCUCUGGAUGGGUUCUUUUCUGCCAUUAGAAAAGAAUACUUACUUUCCAACGUCAACGUGUCCGUCACUCUCUGUGUCCUGGGCCUCAUCGACACAGAAACGGCUAUGAAAGAGAGCUCUGGGGUAAUUAAUUUGCAAGCUUCUCCCAAGGAAGAGUGCGCCCUGGAGAUCAUCAAAGGCACAGCUCUGCGCAAAGAUGAGGUGUACUAUGACAGCUCCUCUUGGACUCCAAUCCUGCUUGGGAACCCAGGAAGGAAGAUCAUGGAAUUUCUUACAUUACGGAGUUAUAAUAUGGAUCGAUUUGUAAGCACCUAGGCGCUCCUGCAGCCUGGUGAGGGGUCAGGAACAGUCCUGCCUGAUAUUUCUGUGAGUCCUACCCACAAAAGCAUCUUCCCAGAGAUACACAAGUUUUGAGGUACACCUCAUUAUGAGAAAUUCUUGCAACACUUGCAGAGUGAAAAUGUAAUUGUAAUAAAUGUCACGAGCCACUUUGGAGCCUGCGGUUGUGAACCUGACUGUAACUAUGGAUAUCAAUACACAGUAGUCUAUCAACUUUACCUCGUACAGAAUGAAACAAUGAUGCCUAAUGUAACGUUAAGUAUAAUAAAGGUAAUAUCAAUUUUGUAAAUGUAAAA
This is a messenger RNA of Arvicanthis niloticus (Nile rat), 1294 nucleotides long. It is a transcript of the gene Hsd11b1, whose product is annotated as hydroxysteroid 11-beta dehydrogenase 1. Gene Ontology annotation, cellular component: intracellular membrane-bounded organelle; endoplasmic reticulum membrane. Gene Ontology annotation, biological process: steroid catabolic process. Gene Ontology annotation, molecular function: 11-beta-hydroxysteroid dehydrogenase (NADP+) activity; steroid binding. Lineage: Eukaryota; Metazoa; Chordata; Mammalia; Rodentia; Muridae. The record is from RefSeq and is a predicted model, not a curated record.